AUGACAGUCACUCUCCGGCAUGAGAGGAAACUCCUAGAGGUUGUAGUGCGGGAGAAGAGCUGCUUCUUGCUGCAGCCUAGCCCAAAGGAAGGCUGGGCUGGUGGCUCCUGCAGGAUCCUGAGCGGUGUGCCGGGGGAUGGGGGUGUCUGCCCGUGGCCCAGGUUCUCAGAGCCAGACCCCAGCCACACCCUGGAGGAGCGAGUGGUGCACUGGUACUUCAGCCAGCUGGACAGCAACAGCAGCGACGACAUUAACAAGAGGGAAAUGAAGCCCUUCAAGCGCUACGUGAAGAAGAAAGCCAAGCCCAAGAAAUGCGCCCGGCGUUUCACCGACUACUGUGACCUGAACAAGGACAAGGUCAUCUCACUUCCCGAGCUGAAGGGCUGCCUGGGUGUUAGCAAAGAAGUAGGACGCCUCAUCUAAGGAGCAGAAAACCAAAGGGCAGGUGGAGAGACCCGGGAGGCAGGAUGGAUCACCAGACACCUGACCUUGGACGCUGCCCACAGCCCAGCCACAUCCCAUGUAACAUGAGUGGUGCCCACCGUGUUUGCACUUUUAAUAACUCUUACUUGUGUGUUUUCUUUUUGGUUUCAUUUUUAAACACCAAUAUCUAAUACCGUGGUGGGAAAAGGAAAGGGAAGAAAGACUGUUCAUUCUCUUUUAUUGUUAAGGUUUUGGAUCUGCUACUGACAACUUUUAGGGUUCUGAGGGGGUGAGGGUCUUGUUGGGACUGAGAAGAAAGAGAUUUAUAUACUGUAUAUAAAUAUAUAUGUAAAUUGUAUAGUUCUUUUGUACAGCCAUUGGCACUGCUGUCUGUUUAUUCCCCUCCCUUUUCCUGCUCUGGGUUGUGAGGGCUCUGGACACACGGCCCAGCUCUCUGGAACCCCGAACUCCAUCCCCAGCCCGCUUGGAUUCUGUUUGGAGACCGACCCCUGGGGUUAUAGUGCAGACUCCAUUAGUUCUUUUCUAGUGGGAGGAGGGCACUGCCUCUUGCUGUGGCUGUCAGAGCUGGCAAGUCACUUGGCGGUUGACCUUCUCAAGGGAGGCUGGGUGUGGGACAAUGGGAGGGGCCCCUGGAGGGAGGGCUCCCGUGCCCAUGUGUUCCUGCCAUCCGGACCCCCAGGUGGCCCUGACCCCGUGGGUGCACAGUGUCCUGGUGGCCCACGGAGCAAAUUGUCCUCCAAGGAUUUGCGUUAGGGUCAGUUGAAACAUUUCCACCCAUGUUUAGCAUCUACUCCAUGUAAAGCAUGAGAAGGGAGGCAACGAAGGAAAAGACACACAGAGGGGCCUUUUAUUUAGUAGCUGUUUAGUAUCUGGGCAGCGGAGGGAAGAGGACAGAAGGCCUGCCCCGGUGAGUGCAGUACCCGCAGGAGGCUUCUCGCCUCCUACAAACCCACGAAUGAGGCUUCCCGAGACAGCUCCCAGGGCCAAGGUCAGACUAGGCUUUUACUUCCACUCUCCUCUAUCUCCUCUGCCAUCCUUUGGUCAUCGUAAGCCUGAGGGAAGAGUUGUGUCCGUCACCUUGUUGGAAACUCAGCCUUUUUUUUAAAAAAAAAACUCAGUACUGAGGUUCUUCCUGUUCCCUUAAAUGCUCUUAAAGGCUUCCAGGCUUGAGGCCAAUUCCAGAGCAAAGCUCACCUUGGGCCUCCCACUUCUGCCUCGCCUAGAAGUGCAGAGAUAAUAACCCAGCUAUGGGGAAAUCCAGGCCUAGCUUUCCACAGACGUUUUACUGUGAUUCCAACGUGGAAUCCAAUGUGCUGGGCAGCCUUCGGGUCAGAUGCCAGCUUCUUCUGCCCGGGUGACCAUGCCUAUCUGACAGUCAUCCAAGAGCAACAAGUGGCACUUAGCACCCCUUCCAUGAGCAGGCGUGGCAGCACUGAGGGAGGGUGGGUAGUAGCCCAGGACUGGUGCCCCUAUGGAUUGCUUUUGGAAAUCUGGCCACAUCUCGUGCAUCUCAUACCCCAUCCCGGUAUCCCAUCCUCUGACUGGAGAAGGUUCUUGCUGUCAGGGUGAAAGUCCCAGAGGUUGUGUUAGGGUGACUGGAGGCCCCAUCCCUACAUGGUAAGGUGGAAGGGGAGCCCUAGCCCAUGAGUUUGGACCAGAAAGCUCAGCGUGCUGGAGCUGGAUGGACUUUCCAGGAGACCCCAGUCCCCUACUCUGGCCAGGAGGAAGUACCUCCUUGUAGAAAGUCAGACUCUCCCCCGGGCAUCUUCUCUCUCACACAUAUGUGGAGGCUGUGUUGUGUGGUUUUCCUUUGUGAGGAGGGAGGGAGACUAUUUGUAGCUUGUUUUAUAAAAAAUAAAAAUGAGUCAAUCUUGGUGGCUGCUGCCUCUUUCUUUGGGUGGCUUCCUCUGCUGGAAAGGUUUCAUUUCCUUAAAAGGUUAGUUGUUUUCUGUGGCCCAGGUGCCCUCCACUCUGAUCUUGGGAAGUCUGAGGUGCUAGAUGGGAAAGGAACCCAGAAGUGGCCGUAAGGUGGCGCCACACUUUGCGGUUAGGACAUCGACCCCCUGGGCCCUCACCUACAGUGUUGGUGCCCUCUUUGUAAUUCUCCCUCUUGCUGCACCCAUACAGCUGCCCUCACGAGGAAGGUAGGGGAUGUUGGUGGUGGUGCUUUUGGGGCAGGGCUGGGGGUAGCCCAUUCUGUGGGCUUCAGGCUGGUGGGAGUGAACAUUGUGGCCACCACCCUUAUCACAAGACCCCAGGCUGGAAAGCAGUCCCCCAAUGAGGUUCACACCGUCUGUGCCCCACUUUUGUGGGACACAUGUUCAGGUCACCUAUUCAGGUCAAGGCUGCUGGCCUGCUUGGCAUUGCUGGAGGCCUUCAGUGUGGACAUUGGAGCAGAGACGAGGCUCUAGAUUGUGUCUGGUGCUACAGGGCGUCUUUUCCCUUUGUAUCCCCCCGCUGCCCACACGCAGCUGUCCCCGGAUGUGGCUUCCUCACCAGUCUCUUUUUGUCACCUCUGUUCCCUUGUCCUUUGCAGGUGAACAGAAGAUAAUGCCCUUGAGAAAUUCUCCCCUAGCCUUUCCUUCAGCUUUUUCCCGGGAAAGGAUCUCAGCCUUUGAAUGGGGUCAUAUAGGUCCCCCUUCUCUAGUGCUGAUACUGAGCUGCUCUGUCCACAGGCCCUGAAAUACUUAAUACUCACCCCAGCCCAGUGCUACUGGCGUCAUCAAUCCCAUUUCACAGCUGUGGACGCAGACUUGGGAGCUCGGUGACUUGCUGGGUUACACCCAGCUGGGAAAGGCAGAGCUGGGUGUCAC
Physeter macrocephalus (sperm whale) is the source of this 3257-nucleotide messenger RNA. RefSeq names its product SPARC-related modular calcium-binding protein 1-like. Gene Ontology annotation, cellular component: basement membrane. The transcript has 3 exons. Bases 1 to 423 code for a protein of 140 amino acids. Gene Ontology annotation, biological process: extracellular matrix organization. NCBI's taxonomy places the organism in Eukaryota, Metazoa, Chordata, Mammalia, Artiodactyla, Physeteridae. The record is from RefSeq and is a predicted model, not a curated record. Gene Ontology annotation, molecular function: heparin binding; extracellular matrix binding; calcium ion binding.